CUCAUUCUUCUGCACAAACAUCAGUAUGCCUACGCACAAGUCCAGCUAUCAUUUGUGUUCAGGAAAACACAACAGGAAUGAAUGGAACAAUAGACUCCUCUGAUUGUAGAUGCCUGUCAGCUGGACAUUCAGCCUGUGUUUCUUCUAUCAUUUGGUGUAGUUUAUGUUUGAGUGGAAUAAGCUUUUUUGCGUGGAGUAACCCCUCAUAUACCCCAUGACGUUUUGCAGUGGAUGCUGAUGGAUGAAAAAUGGAUGGCGUGUUGCUCAUUCAUCACACGCCUUUUCAGCAAUGGAACCGAAUGAAUAUAUCAGCGUCUGAAUACGGGGGCUAACACAGCAAUGUGACAGAAGGAUUGGUAGAUCUGCAGCCCCGCCCGUGCUUCUGUCCCAGAAUGCUGAGUCCAGUUCUCUGUUCAGACCUUGCGGUCUUGGAGCCAGACUACACAGAAGCUGAUGUCAUCUCUACGGUGGAAUUCAACCAGACAGGAGAGUUCUUGGCCACAGGAGAUAAGGGUGGGAGGGUUGUCAUCUUCCAGAGAGAGCCACAGGGCGAGUAUAAUGUUUAUAGUACAUUUCAGAGUCAUGAACCCGAGUUCGAUUACUUGAAAAGUUUGGAGAUUGAGGAGAAAAUAAAUAAGAUUCGUUGGCUGCCUCCACACAACCCCGCCCACUUCCUCCUCUCCACCAAUGAUAAGACCAUAAAGCUGUGGAAGGUGAGUGAGAGAGACAAGCGAGCAGAAGGUUACAAUCUCAGAGAUGAGGAGGGAAGACUGAAAGAUCUUUCGACCAUCACCACUCUACAGGUUCCGGUCCUGCGGCCGAUGGAUCUGCUGGUGGAGGCGACGCCGCGUCGAGUUUUUGCAAACGCACACGCGUAUCACAUCAACUCCAUCAGCAUCAACAGCGACUGUGAGACGUACCUGUCCGCGGAUGACCUAAGGAUCAACCUGUGGCACCUCAGCAUCACUGACCGCAGCUUCAAUAUUGUAGAUCUGAAGCCAGAAAAUAUGGAGGAUUUGAGUGAGGUGAUCACAGUGGCAGAAUUUCACCCUCACCACUGCCACCUGCUGGCCUUCAGCAGCAGCACAGGAACCACGCGUCUCUGUGACAUGAGAGCACGCGCUCUCUGUGACCAACAUGCCAAAUUGUUUGAAGAGGCAGUGGAUCCAUCUCGGCGAUCGUUCCUCUCAGAGAUUGUUUCUUCGGUGUCAGACAUAAAGUUUAGUCACAGUGGUCGCUACCUGCUCACCCGAGAUUACCUCACCGUUAAAGUCUGGGACAUCAACAUGGAAAAUAAACCAGUGGAAACAUACCAGGUCCACGACUACUUGCGAGGCAAACUGUGCUCUUUAUACGAGAGCGACUGUAUUUUUGACAAGUUUGAAUGUGCGUGGAACGGAACAGACAGCGUUAUAAUGACAGGGGCUUACAACAACUACUUCCGAAUGUUUGACCGGGCGAGCCGACGUGACGUGACUCUGGAGGCCAGCCGGGAGCUGUGUAAGCGCAGGGCGGUCCUGCAGCCGCGACGGGUGUGUGUGGGGAGGAAGAGGAAAGAGACGGACGUCAGCGUGGACAGUCUGGACUUCCGCAAGAAAAUCCUCCACACCGCCUGGCACCCCAAAGACAACAUCAUCGCCAUCGCUGCCAGCAACAACCUCUACAUUUUUCAGGACAGAAUGCCGACCCACGGACAUCACCAUGCACAACAAAUACAAAGCGCGCCUCCCGAAUGAGACGCUCGGACCAGACUUCUGUAAAGUUACACUCGGCACAACACACGUGCUCAAGAGCUGUUGUUUGCCCUUUAACAUCACAUUUCUCAUCUGGAUUCAGUGACGCCAGCCUCAGAACAAUCAUAAAAACUAUGAUAUGUAUAUAAGCUUAACAAUAAGAUCUAUGGUCCUGAAUGAGAAUGUAUCGCAUGGCAUGCAGUAUGAACAUUCUGAGAAGGAAGGUUCAGCUGCUCUGAAGCAUUCAGAUCGCACAUGCAUGUUUACAAAGCUGUUUGCUUCUAAACAGGGCUCAUUUAACUAUAGGAUGAUUGUGAUGAAUCCGAGCCUUUCCCAUGCUUUAUAGCGCUCUGCUUGUACAGAAUUAUGUCUGUUCUUCUCAGGCUGGAAUUUUCAUGGGUUUGCUCAGGGACACUCAUGGCCUCUUAAUAUGUUUAAAGGCAAAACUUACAAAAUGAAAUCCAGAAGCAGGGGUCAGAAUGCAGGAAUUAUGGGAGACUGCUGAAAGGAAAACAGCACGUGCAGGGAUCAGUUUUAAUGCCGAGUCAUCACACCUCAAAAACAUUCCCACUUCAGGCGUAUGCUUCCUAGCGCGCUGAUUUGACUGUUUUAUAUAAUGGAUCCCAAAAUGGAUCAUUUACUCACCUUCAUGUCGUUCCAAACUAAUACGGCUUUCUUCUGUUAAACACAAUAAGGAGAUAUUUUGAAGAAUGUAGACUCUGCUCCUUUGUAUUGAAUGAAAGCAGCAGUGACCAGGGCUUGUCAAGCUUCCAAAAGUACAAUAAAACACCAUAAAAAUAAUUGCUAUAGUGUGUGCUAUAUUCCAAGCCAUACAAUUUGCUUUGUGCGAAGAAGAGACUGAAAUUCAAGUUGUUUUGACAGAAUCUAAGAAGAACAUGCGUCAUGAUCCCAAUAUACCAGUAUUGGCAAAACUGAUAUUAGUAACUGAUUUUGGUAUUAAGCUAAUAUUACACAAAUGAUAAUAGUAAAUCAUUUUGCCAUAAGAGCCACAAUAGUUACAACUCACUUGUGCUUUAUGUGUGAUUGGCCAAACGAACAUUAGUGUUUAUCAGUAUAUACAGGAUAUUUUUUAGGUUCUAUAAAUAUCACAAUAAUAUUAUUAUCAUUCAUUAUUUUGGGCUUGAUAAUUGUGUAGUGAAAAUCUGACAUUGUCACGGCUAAUAUUUAGAAACUAAUGCUAUUUGUCAUUCAUGUCAAGCUAAGAAAAAGGAAUAUUCUACAAAUUUAAAUAUGGAAAACAAACAAAUGACAAUCAUUUUCUGCAAAUAACAUCAUUGUUCCUUAUCUGAAGCUAUUACAUGGCUUAAGGAAACGUUUGUUUGGGACUUUUUUUAAAGGGAUAGUUUAACAAAAAUCUUUUACUGACCUUAAAGUUGUUCCAAAUCAUGUAUAAAUUUCUUUAGAUAUUUGGAAGAAUGUUUAUAACCAAACAGUUCUUGGCCACCAUUGACUACCAUAGUAGGAAAAAUUACUUUAGAUCUUUUUGUUCUGUUGAACACAAAGGAAGAUAUUUUGAAGAAUGUGGGAAAGCAAACCGUUCUGGGGCACUUUUGACUACUAUUGUCAUUUUUCCUACUAUGGUAGUCAGUGGGGUCCAAGUUUGGUUACAAUCAUUCGUCUAAAUAUACUUCUGUGUGUUCAACCAAACAAAGAAAUCGAUACCGGUUUGGAACAACUAGAGAGUGAGUAAUUCAUGACAGAAUAUUCUUUUUCGGGGUGAACUAUCCCUUUAAGGACUUUCUUGGCAUUUUCAUGGUGAUUUAUUGUCCUGUUCAGAACUUGGCAACCCGUUGUCUGUAUGCUCAAGAGCACGGUCUUUAAAACCUCUUUUCCAGUUAAGACGGAGGUUAAGCAUAUGGGUUUAAAACAACACGAGGGAGAGUAAACGGUGAGAGAAUUUCCAUUUCUGGGUGAACUAUCCCUUCAUUUAGAUUCUCAAAGUCCACCUUUAAGGUAAAAUCCCAAUUGUCCUGUAUCAGAUAUUUUCAGCAUGAUGCCUGUUGGUAAUUUUGGUCUAAAUGAUUUAUAAAACAGAAUUAACGUCCACAAGAUAGCAUUCCUGGUUAUUGUUUUCACCCUAAAAUGAGUCACAGGUGUUUCUGGUGUCAUCAACUCAAUUCAUCUCACAGAAACGAUGCGGUGUCGUUUACCUUGGAAUUUUAUUUCAUUUAAAAUAAUUCAUACAAAUGCAUACAGUCACAAACAUUUCUUUUUGGAUUCUGUUUAACAAAAAAUAUUCAUAUCUCAUAGUAUAUAUAGUAUGUAUAUUGCUAGCCUACCACUUUACCAGGAAGGAAACUAUGUAGGCGAUGGAGAGCUGCAACUAUCCCGGUGUCCUCGAAAAACACGGUACAACCAAGUCACACACAAACAGGCAAGCAUUACGCCAGCUUUGCACAAGACAUUUUUUUUGUUUUUGUUUACUUUAUGUUUCGAAAACUGAACAUUUCUGUUUUCUUUUUUAACACGUAAGGUAAUACAUGCUCCGUAAAUGAAAAUAAAAACAUACUGAGUGUUGUUCAUUACUGUACUGAAUUUUGACUACAAAAAGACAAAUGGGUACAAAACAAUGCACUAUGCGGUUUAAUUUAAAAGGAAGGAAGGGGGAAAUAAAUUUUCCUGAGAGGGUGUGCAAAUCCCGCCUCUUUCGGGGCUUUAAAAAUAAAACAAGUGAAACGAAUAGACUUUUUUCUUGUAACUAUAACCAGGUGGUGAGAUGCCCCCCGUAAUGCUGUUUCCGUUUUUUUCUUUUCUACAAACCACAAACAGGUUACAUUCAUGUAAUAGCUACUGUUGCUUUAACAACGAAACCCAUUAGACAGACAAAAUAACAGAUAAAAGAUCGCCCACUGCACUUGGACAGACUACAAUCUAAAACAGCAGGAUUUUGCCUCGGGGAGAAGUUUACUUUGUUAUAAAUCCACAAGAUUUUUAUUUCUUUUUUCCCCCACACUAGAUACUUCAAAGAGCUCAGUCCGUCACCGUCAGUCAAAGAGUUGGCUACUUCAAAGUCGCUGUUAUGUUUUUUUGGCGGCUGGUUCGGAGCCCGGGAGCCUGUUUCCGC
Triplophysa rosa is the source of this 4818-nucleotide messenger RNA. It is a transcript of the gene ppp2r2cb, whose product is annotated as protein phosphatase 2, regulatory subunit B, gamma b. Gene Ontology annotation, molecular function: protein binding; protein phosphatase regulator activity. The record is from RefSeq and is a predicted model, not a curated record. Lineage: Eukaryota; Metazoa; Chordata; Actinopteri; Cypriniformes; Nemacheilidae. Bases 393 to 1736 code for a protein of 447 amino acids. The transcript has 10 exons. Gene Ontology annotation, cellular component: cytosol; protein phosphatase type 2A complex. Gene Ontology annotation, biological process: peptidyl-serine dephosphorylation.